CGACUCCGAAUCGUCGUGUGUAUGAACUCCGAACCGAACCCAAUCCCGAUCCACUGAAAAGUGUACAGCCAAAGCCACAGCGCAGCUCUCCUUCUACUAUAUUCUCCACUUUCCUCCUUUCUAUACCGGCAUCCCAGCUACAGUAUACGGCCACUGCCACUCUAUACGAGCUUCAUUCUCGUGCAAACCGGUGUGUGAGGUGCGAUUAGUGCGUUCAUUUUCACUGCGGUUGUUUCGAUUUUUUCGUGUACUCGUAUUUCGUGCUGUUAUCAUUUUCAUACCUUACCAACUGUUUAAAUGAAUCCUUUGAUAAAUUCGUAUAAUUCGAGUUCGAUUAUUUUUCAUCGAAAUAUUAUGUCGUCGAGAAAGUUCAACUAGCAGUUUACGUUCUACUUUGUGUACCUAGUGUCCGUCAUGUGAUAAGUUUUUUAAAUAAUAAUUUCCAUCCGGAGUUGAAGUUUAGUUGUACAUUUGCAGAGUAUUCCAAAUCCCAAUGAAGAUGGGUUUGUUACCAAAUCGUCAAUCGUACACCUCAUCGUAAAGGUGAUCAGCACAUUUACCAACGUUCAGUGUUCAUCUACCGGCCAAAAUGGUUCUCUACUGUCGUGUGCUGCUGCUAAUCUCCAUUCAUCUGUCGACAGUACUAAUAAAAAGUUCACUAGCUGAUGUUGAUCUGAGGGCAGUCUCAAACGAAGAUUUAAUGAGUUCUGCAGUUAUCUUUUCGGACAUCGGAGUUGCGUACUUUUCUCAGUUGCUGUUCGACGUGACACGUGAACAACUGGUCGUUGGCGCCAGGGAUAAUAUUUAUCGUUUGAAGAUGGAGAAUCUGCAGACGGUUCAAAAGAGCUCGUGGACAGCAGCAGCCGAUAAGAUUACGGUUUGUUUGGAUAAAGGCCAAUCUGAAGAGGACUGCAGAAAUUACGUCAAGGUUUUGUUAUCCAAUGGGUCGAGAUUAUUUGCUUGCGGUACCAAUGCUUUCUCGCCGUCGUGUUCGUGGAGAGAGCUUCAAAAUACGGACAAAGUGACUUCCUGGCUGGAUGGCAGAGCCAAAUGUCCUUACAAUCCGUACGCCAACAUCACCUCCCUGAUGACCGAACGAGGAGUAUAUUUUGCCGGAACUCCGGUCGAUUUUACCGGUACUGAUAACGCGAUAACUAAAGAUUUCUCAGGAUUCGUACGCACCGAUCAAUUCGAUUCCAAGUGGCUGAACGAUCCUCAAUUCGUCGGAUCAUUCGAGACAGAUGCUUAUGUAUUUUUUUUCUUCAGAGAAAGCGCUGUCGAGUACAUGAAUUGUGGAAAGAAAAUAUACUCCAGGGUAGCUCGAGUGUGCAAGGAAGAUAACGGGUCACGAAUGUUGUGGACGACGUUUUUAAAAGCUCGACUCAAUUGUUCAUUGCCGGGUGAAUAUCCGUUUUAUUAUGACGAAAUCCAAGGAAUUACGUAUCUACCGGAUGAUGGAAUUGUAUAUGCGACAUUCAAUACACCAAGAAACGCUAUCGCAGGAUCGGCAAUCUGCGCUUUUAAUUCGUCAGCCAUCGCAGCAGCUUUCGACGGUCCAUAUAAGCAUCGAGAGACCAUCAGUUCGGCUUGGGAGAGACGUUACACGUCGUAUCCGAAACAAUGUCGGAGCAGCGAUCCUCGAGUUUUAAUGGAAUCGUUCAAGUAUCAAUUAAUGGAUUACGCCGUUCAACCAGUUCAGCAAGUUCCUUUAUAUCACAGUAUACUCGAGACAAUUGUGCAUAUCGCCGUUGACGCGAUACCUACGAAAUUACACAGAGAGAUCCACAUUUUAUACGUAUCGACUGAAGAUAACCGUGUAAAGAAAAUAUCCGUAUUGCCUCGUACCAUGGAGACGUGCAUUUUGGAGAUAUGGAAACCCCUGUCGAAUCCUACCGAUAAAAUAUUAUCGAUGCAUUUCCUAAGACAGACGGAAUCCCUGUAUAUUGGCACCAAGCAACAAGUAAUCCGAAUACCAGCCCAACACUGCAAACGUCAUAAAAGUAAACCAGCCUGUAUCGAUUCGAUGGAUCCGUAUUGCGGAUGGAACGAAUUAAAAGAUAGAUGCUCGCCUCCUCCUGAUAAAAAUGUAGCCACCAUGUAUUGGCAUCAGAACAUCCACCAAUGUCCUACUUUCGAUCACCCAGUUCCAGGAGGUUGGUCUGAAUGGUCAUCAUGGGCACCUUGCAAUCAGGCUGGUACCAGUAACGAAGGUGCUGAUCAAUGCAUGUGCGCCAGUAGACAAUGCGAUAAUCCUCCACCUAAAAAUGGCGGUCCGUAUUGCGAAGGUGUUAACAUCCAGGUUGCCAAUUGCACCGUGCAUGGUGAAUGGACCAACUGGUCGGAAUGGUCAGCUUGCACGCAAACCUGCGGAACUGCUAUAAAAACCAGAAAACGAACUUGCAGCAAUCCGGCUCCAGCUCAUGGAGGUCGCGUCUGUGUCGGUGCGGAUACCCAAGACAUCUAUUGCAUUGGAAAUCCACCUUGUCCAGAACCAAGAUCACCCGAUCUAGACGGACGUUGGAGCAGUUGGGGCGAUUGGAGCGAUUGUUCAGCCAAGUGCGACGGAGGAUACAGGUUCCGGACGAGGAAGUGCGAGAAUCCUCCGCCAAGACCAGGAGGUCUCGAUUGCCAAGGCAGUGAUAUUGAGUACCAAGUAUGUAACGAUAUCCUAUGUCCAGACGUCAAACGGUUAUCCAGCUGGACUCCUUGGUACGCCAUGCAAAAUGGUACCGAGAAAAGGUUCAGGUACUCGUGCAGAGCAGCUACCGGUGAUCCUCAGUCGAUAAAAAUCGCAUUGGCUAAAGAAGAAGAACGUAUUUGCCAGGCUGAUGGGUUAUGUUUUCGAGCAGGACGUUCAGAUGCGGAUGACUCUUGGUCUGAAUGGUCACCUUGGUCUAGUUGUUCAGCAGCAUGUGAUACUGGUACUCAGUUUAGGACUAGGAAUUGCGAAUUGAGAAACGAAGACUGCAGUGGACCGUCUAGACAGAAUAGACAAUGUAAUACAAAUCCUUGUAGAGGAGAAUGGACCUGUUGGACGGACUGGUCGAGCUGUUCAGUGACCUGUGGUACUGGUAUAAGGCAACGAACUCGAGUAUGCCUAUCUACUGGAAAUCGAUCGCGAGAAAGUGACAAUUGCGAUGGAUCAUCCAUCAGUCAAGAACGUUGUGAAAUGUCUCCUUGUCCAACGUUUGGAUGGUCCCAAUGGUCACCAUGGUCUGAAUGUGAUGAUCAAAAUCAACAGUUUCGAACACGAAAAUGUACCGUAGCAAAUCCUACCGGAAACACGUGUCUUGGUUCGGAAAAAGAAACGAAGUCUUGCGACGAUAUGUCAAAUGACAUCAGCAACGCUCUAGGAGUGCAAAGUGGCCAGUACAGCAGCGAAGCUCCAUCCACUUUAGCCAUGAUAACCUUCUGCUUCUUAGCCUUCCUGGCUGGUUUGGGUAUUUCCAGCGGCUUCUGUUACUAUUGGAUGAAAACCCAUCAGCGUACGUUACCCAGUAGUCCGCACUAUAUCUCCAAACAAAACCCCUACGUUACUGUUCCUCUCAGAGAAACCCAUACGCCUAAAAGAACGCCAUCGUUUUCCAAAAACACACUGACUUCGAACGGUACCACUAAAUCACUUUCGAAGACUUCAACGGCCGGUUUGACUGAUUACGAAACCGCCACCAUUAAACGUAAUAGCCAUAGUUUAUUAAAUGGACACGCUCGGACAUCCGCUUUAGAACAAGAGAGAUUUUUCUGAGUUUGAAUUUUAUUAAAGACAUUUUUAAAUUAAAAUAAAAAGCUGUGAAAUGACAAAAUACUUAUAAAUUACGUUUACUUACAUAAAUUAUGCGUUGCUGUGUUCAUUAUGAUAAGUUGCUUUCGAGACUUUUCGUUUUUUAUGUUUUUUUUUUACUUACCAAUGUACGAGUAUUUUUUUACUAUAUUUUUUAAUAAUGACGCGCCAUUCAUCCCAAUUGUUAGGCUUGAUUCACUAUUGGCUUUGCCGGUUUCGUUAUUUGUUAAUUUUUUUUAAGUUUUUUUUUUUUUUUUUUUUUGGAUCGUGAAUUUUUAUUUUAUUUCGUGUAUAUUUUUUAUUGUUGCGUUUUGUAAAUUUAUUUCGGCUGUGAUAAAAAUAUUAACUUUCAUUUCGAUACUACGUGUUUGUAUUUUAUUUAAAUUUGAUAGUUAUAUUCUGUAAAUAGAAAUAACCGCGCACUAAUCGCAUAAUACGCUUAUUUUCGAGCAGUAGAUACAUAGUAGAUCAAUAAUUCGUUUUUUUCUGAUUUUAAUCAAGCUUUUUUUAGCUUAAAAUAUGAACAUUUCUUUUCACUUUUUUUUAGCACAUUUUUUAAUCAAUGCGAGAUAGUCCAUUUCAUAUUGUAAAUUUUUGAGAGAGAAAAAAAAAUGCUAGUCCAAACAAAACAGUAAAUUUUGUUUUUUCUUUUCAAUUUAUUUGUCUGGUUUGUGAUUCGAAUUGAAAAUAUUAUUACUGCUUCGAUUUUUGUGUGAUAAGAGAGUGAUACGAUAACAAAUCAAAAUUCUUUAAUGAUUUGUAGAUUUUUAGAAAAAAGGUGCGUAAUAUUAGAAUAUUUAAGCUGUAAUUUAAUUUUAGAAUUAAAUGUGCCAUAUCAGCUCAUAUUGAGCUUCUGUGCCAGCUUGAGGUUUUUUACAAUAAAUUUUUUUUGCUGAUGCGUUA
Molecule: messenger RNA, 4684 nt
Organism: Planococcus citri (citrus mealybug)
Lineage: Eukaryota; Metazoa; Arthropoda; Insecta; Hemiptera; Pseudococcidae
Gene: Sema5c
Product: Semaphorin 5c
Exons: 16
Coding region: 590-3745 (1051 amino acids)
Biological process (GO): positive regulation of cell migration; negative regulation of axon extension involved in axon guidance; semaphorin-plexin signaling pathway
Molecular function (GO): chemorepellent activity; semaphorin receptor binding
Source: RefSeq, a predicted model, not a curated record